Egretta garzetta (little egret) is the source of this 6331-nucleotide messenger RNA. RefSeq names its product amyloid beta precursor protein binding family B member 1 interacting protein (gene APBB1IP). The record is from RefSeq and is a predicted model, not a curated record. Bases 29 to 2017 code for a protein of 662 amino acids. Gene Ontology annotation, cellular component: plasma membrane; cytosol. NCBI's taxonomy places the organism in Eukaryota, Metazoa, Chordata, Aves, Pelecaniformes, Ardeidae. The transcript has 14 exons. Gene Ontology annotation, biological process: signal transduction.
GGAGGUACAAGAAAUCCUGUGCUGGAAGAUGGAGCAAACAUGUGAUGAGAUAGAUGAAAUGUUCAGCAAUUUACUUGGAGAGAUGGACAUGCUGACCCAGAGUUUAGGAGUGGAGACUGUACAACCUCCAUCCCCCAAAGUGUCCAACAAUGAAUUAAGCUUUACAGUUGGUUUUAAAGAUUUAAAUGAAUCCCUAAGUGCCUUAGAGGACAAAGACCUGGAUGCUUUAAUGGCUGAUCUUGUAGCAGACAUAAAUGAUGCUGAACAGAGAACUUUACAAGCACAGAAAACUUUUGGCAACCAGCAAACUACAGUCACUCAGCCUUCAAAAGGCUUGGAUAGUGAUGUUUAUUGUAAAUCAAGUCCCUAUGUUACCAUUACUGGACAUUUUGGGGAUGGCUUGCCCCCUCCACCUCCAGAUCCUGAUUUAGACCUUCCACCACCACCACCACCACCUCCUCCUGAGCCACUCACCCAGGAAGAACGAGAGGCACAGGCUAAAGCUGACAAGAUUAAACUUGCAUUGGAGAAACUGAAGGAAGCCAAAGUUAAAAAGCUUGUUGUCAAGGUGCACAUGUACGAUAACAGCACAAAGUCACUAAUGGUGGAUGAGCGUCAGGUGACACGGGAUGUUUUAGACAAUCUCUUUGAGAAAACCCACUGCGACGGCAAUGUCAACUGGUGUCUGUAUGAAAUGUACCCAGAGCUGCAAAUUGAAAGGUUUUUUGAAGACCAUGAAAAUGUUGUUGAAGUGUUAUCAGACUGGACUCGAGACACUGAGAACAAGCUUCUUUUUUUGGAGAAAAGUGAAAAAUAUGACUUAUUUAAAAAUCCCCAGAAUUUCUACCUGGCAAACAAAGGGAAGAAUGAAAGCAAAGAAAUGAAUGAUAAAAACAAAGAGGCUUUAGUGGAGGAAAGCUUCUGUGGGACAUCUGUCAUUGUGCCAGAGCUUGAAGGGGCCCUUUAUUUAAAAGAAGAUGGAAAAAAGUCCUGGAAGAGGCGUUAUUUUCUUCUACGAGCUUCUGGAAUUUAUUAUGUACCCAAAGGAAAAACCAAGACAUCACGGGAUCUGGCAUGCUUCAUUCAAUUUGAGAAUAUGAACGUUUAUUACGGUUCUCAACACAAAGUGAAAUAUAAGGCACCUACAGAUCACUGCUUUGUCUUAAAGCACCCCCAGAUUCAAAAGGAGUCACAAUAUAUCAAGUACUUAUGCUGUGAUGAUCAAGCAACCCUGCAUCAGUGGGUAACAGGAAUAAGAAUUGCCAAGUAUGGCAAGACACUAUAUCAUAAUUACAAAUGUGCAGUGAAGAAAGCUGGCUUGUCCUCUCGGUGGACAAACCAAGGAAUGGCGGAACCAGCUGCCCCUGCAGGAUCCUUAUCAGCAGAUGCUGUUCAGGCAAAUGGACAAAUUCCCCAAGUUGUUCGUCGUUCCAGUGCGGAAUUUCCAGAGACUCAGAAGCAAGUGGAUACAUCAGAGGUACAGGCUAAAUCAAAUAACGUCAGCGCACCUGGUCUGCCACAGUCAGUGAUGAGGCCACCGAAAUACCAGAAUAGGAGGAACUCACUGCAGCCUCCUCCUCCACCUGAAAGGCGGUCAUCUGCUAUUCCUGUUUCACCAAUUCUACCCUCCAAAGUCAAACGAGGCAGCGGCGUUUUCCUAACAGAGCCAGACAGCUUUCCAGCACCACCACCUACCUUGAAGAUUGAUUUUCCACCACCACCAUCUGAUUUCUACGAACCUCCUCCUGAUUUUGUGCCUCCGCCACCACCAGCCUCCAGCAGUGAUAAUGGAGACCUGCCAUUACCCCCUCCACCUCCACCUCCACCUCUCUCCAGUAAGCCACCACCUCCAACAAAGAAACCUGUGCCACUUCCUUCAAAAAGGCUAGAAAACACGGGACAAGCUGGAGAGCCACGGGCAGCUGGGCCACCUCCAAGUGGGGGUGGAGGCAAGCAAGCAGAUUUCAUGUCUGACCUAAUGAAGGCUCUUGAGAAGAAAAGGGGCAGCAGCUCCUGAAUGCUGGGAGCAGGUGGACUUCAAGUCAUAGCUGGUUUUGUGUGGCAUCAUGGAAGGUCUUUCUGGAUCAGGCCCCACCAGGAGCAAUUCUCCUUCAGAGUUCCUCCUGGGGGUCCCAAGAAGUAAGGUGGGGUGCCCUCUGUCCCCCACAUUGUCUCUACAACCUGCUUCUUCCUCCCCCCACCCCCCAUUGACUACCAUUCCAGCUUCAGGCUGAGGUAAGAAAUUGGCCAUAGAGUCAUGCUUCGCUCCAUCAGGACAGCCAGGGACGGUGGAGCAGCACUCGCAGAGCCAGCCAGCAAGUGAAAUGCAUCUUCUGUGGCUGUCUCUGUAGUAGAAGUGGAGCUGAAGGAAAAAAUACAAGUGUUCUCCUAUGAAUUUUGAGAAGUGGAAAGAUCCCUUUUUACAGAAUUCCCCUUAAAGGUUCAUUACCAGAAAACCCCAAAUUGUGGUGGCUUUUUUGAUAAAAGGACCCGCACACCCCCUUUUUCUUCCCCCUGUCUUAAAAAGUAAAACCUCAGCUAGAUUGUUCUGAGAUGCAAGGCAGGACCAGGGCCAUUUCCAGACAGCGUCACCCCAACUGUUAUACGCUCCUGUUUCCAUAUGCAACUCCAGUCAUAUCUGUCAGCACUCAGUUGCUGCCUUUAGAUCUCAUGUGUUUGGUUAAUCUUAGGCAAAGAAAAGUUUUUAUUUCAAAAUGUUGUAUGCUUCCCUUGGUAAGCAGGGAUUUUUUUUUCUGUUGGUUAACAUUGGUCUUCAAACUGCACCUAGAAAUAGUCUGUCUUCAGAAAGACUUCAUAAUUAUCUUGUACCUGAUAUGAAUGUCUCCUCCUACAGUUUUUUUUCAUUUGUUCUCCCAUUUUAAUUCUCCGUUGUUCGUUUAGGCAGCAUUCAUUAUUAGUUCUUGAAUAAAAAUAGCUUGUAUUUUAUAUCUGCACAAAGUGUCACAGUUAAUGAACAGGCAUUUUACUGGCAAUUGGUACCACUUCAAAUAUUUUAAAGAGUUUUUGCCUCUGCCUUCUAAAUUCUUUAUUUUUAUUUCCUCCAGUCUUUGUCUCUUCUCAUGCACACAGUUCUAAGGUUCCAUGAAUAAUAUAUUUCUGUAUUUUAUCUGAGUACGGACAGCAGCUCCUCUCUCAUUUGUUCAGAUGGUUCCUACUAUGUUUGCACAUCUUGGUGGCUAUGUGAGCAUAUCCUCCACAAGACAGCAAAGACCAGGACUUUGCUAUGACAAAGCAGAGGCCAGGAGCACUCAGUAUCAGGGGGCCAGACCCCUGACAAGGUGGAGCCAUGCAAGGCAAACCUGUGAUAGCUCUCGGAGGAGCGGGCAGUACCUGGUCAAAGCACGGGAGUGAAAGGACAGGCUCUGGAACGGAGCUGACGUGGAGCAGGGUGGUGGACACAAGAGGAACUCAGGGAUGCGCAGAAGGUGUUUCAGAACAGGGGUGCUUCAGCCAGGGAAGUGCCAGGUGAGCCACUAAAAAAAACAGUUUAUGUGACAUCAUGCAAUUUCAUCCAUUGUGAGUGGAGGCAAGCUGAAGCAAAGGGAUGUUUUUCCUGCAGUAACUGUGCCCAUCCCCAGAGUUACUCAGGUAUAGCCAUGGGACAGCCACUGCCAGAGUUACUCAGGUAUAGCCAUGGGACAGCCACUCCCCGUUUCCUCCUUCUUUCCUUUGGUUUGUCAGCAGUGUAAGCAUUGGAAGAAUAAGUAAGUAAAGCUCAUCACAUCAGGGGUGGGGAUGUGGGGGGGAUGUCCUACGACUGCUGUUAACCAUUUCUUUGCUCUGCAGCCUAUGGUUGAGGAGCUAGCACUGCUAACAAGAAGCUACAGCUUACGCACCUGUGGCUCUACUGCUAAAUAAAAUAGGAUAAGGAUGCAAGCUUGAGCGCUGGCCUGUGCUCACCCGUACAGCUGAAGUGGGCUAAGGACAGUCCCAGGUACAAUUCAAGGAACUGCCCAGGUCAGGCACCAUUCCCAGAAAACAGCAUGGACAAGUUUAAAAGCAGGUUUCGCUCCCUGUAUGGAGAUCCCCUGUGGUGUGGAUGUGGCCAGUUAGGGUACCAGUUCAUGGGCCAAGGGACUAGUCCCUUGCCCUCUUACUUACCAAUAUAGACAGAGCCUGUGCAACUCUUUGUGGUCUUCUAGCUCCCUCACUUUCACUGAACUGAGCAAAAAGCUGUCACCAAGAGAGCGAUGUUCAUAACACGUUACCUAAAAGUUUUGAAUUGACAUGCUAGAACAUUCAAAAGGUUCUCAUCAUCUCCAGGCAGCGACACUGAGAAAUGCUCCCGAGAGCAGGGCAAGGCUCAUAAGCUUAGUGCAAGCUUCAGUUCCAAAUGCAGGAGCAAAAAUACUAACUAGCUAAAAGUAGGAGGGUUAAAACCAAGGGUUUAAAAAAAAAAAAGGAUUAAUGUUUCUAAGUUGCUUUCCAUCUGUAACUGAUUGCUCAGAAUCAUUGAAUGCUAAAGAGCUGGGUGUCACUUUCUGACAAGGUACUAGGAGGGGACAUCUUCGACACACUUAAGUGACAACAGCUGUCUUCUGUCCAGCUAUUUUUAAAUCAAAUGAGGUUUUUUUUUUUUAUGAAAUAUACACCCAGCAUCAAAGUAAAGCAGAAUGUGUCCUCCAAAAAACAUUGCACAAUGAGCUAGUUUCUCUGCAUUCACAAAGCACUAAGACUUCUACACGGCUUUCCUAGCAUUCACUCUUCUCACCAGAACGCCCAGCCUCCUGCCCCAUUUCCUCCCCUCUCUUUUGUUACAGCACAAUAAACUCAAUUUUAUACAUUUUACAUCUGCAGUCAAUCAUAACUCAUGCACUUAAUCUUACACAAAAGAAAAAGUUGAGCUUUCUUUGAAACAAAAAGAAUCAAAGCCUACAGAAAACUCCAGAAAUCAAUUAAAAUGCUGUGAUGAUUAGACCUCUAUCAAAACUAUUUUGUGUAUGUACAUCGUUGCAUUGAAUUGCUGAAAUGUAUGUAUUCAAACUCUCCAUUCACAGACCAGAGCUACCAUCUGAAUGAUACACAAUUAUCUGGCUUUAUUUGGUACAAAAGAAGAUGCUGCAAAAUACAGAAAGAUCUUCCUUUCCAAGACUGUAAAUCAAAGCAUUUGUAAAAAAAUAGAAAUUAAUCCUUCCACCUCUAUCUACCCUAUUGCCAUGUGAAACUGUCUUAUUCCUGUAGAUCGCUGUAGCCUGUACAUCACUAGAGAUUACAGUAUUUUAGUCUGAAAAUAUCUGAAAUUGCAGGUUAUUUUUAACCUUUCCCCGUACCUCCAAUGGAAGCAGUCUCAGCAGCUGUCAUCCUCUUUGGGCUCUUACAUCACCAGUAUGGAAGACAGACCUACUUCGAGCCACUGGUUUUCCAUCAGUCCUUAGGACUGGAAAGGUAGAGUCAUGUGGAAAAGUCCGCACGUGGGGGAUGACCACUGCAGACCCUCACGACUGUCCACUGCUACAGAAAGAGGACAACAUUACAGGUAAACACCCGUUUGCUUACCGGCCACAGUAUUUUUAUUCCCCGUCUGCUCUUGCAUGACUGCUGCGUUUAUGUAACGUGAAGGAAAAGGCAGCUCCAGAAUCGCAGGCGGAAGCCAAGGAUUUUAGGAAAUACACCACGAAACACAGCUUACGUUGUCAUAAUAAGCCAUAACGAUUAAACUCUGGUGGAAAGGGAGGUGGUGCAAAAUGCUGAGCACGACAUGGGCUCAUUUCUCUACUUUAACAAGCCAUAGUUAAAAGGUAGUGAUGAGGUAACUGUAUUCUUCGCGUGUUUUUCACACACUCUUGGUCAGGCACCUUGAGAGUGGGAAAGUAGAAACCUAAAUGGAUCACAUGGCAAAGCUGUAGGACAGAACCGUUACUUGUGGGCUAUCACCGACAGCCUCACAGUAACUGGGAAACAGGCGUAGUCUGUUUGAGGGAGAAAUGCAGAACAGAGGAGAUUCAGUGUCGUUAAGACUUAGGAAUUCUUAUGGUCUUGCGGAAUAUUCUAAGGCAGUUUGAUCGUCAUUAAUAGUCAGUACUGACUACUAUGAAAUCAGAAUAGGUACUAAAAACAGGUGAUGUAAACCACAUGGUAAAACUAGGGGAAAAAAAAAAAAUGGAGAGUUGCUUUCACAUAAAUCAAGGCAAAGACAUGACUGAGGCCAUGAAUGAGCUCCUGGAGAAGCAGCUGACCUACGCUCUCCAUCCAGAGGAAUACGUGAAACCCAUUUUGAGGGCUGGCUUCAUUCUGUCAGAUGUUUUUCAAGAACCUGAGAAAAGCCUCACAAUGAGCACAGCAGGCAGUACGUAUCUGCUUGUAAAAUAGC